AUGGUUGCCAUUAUCUCCAAGAAGAGAAAGCUUGUCGCUGACGGUGUUUUCUACGCCGAAUUGAACGAAUUCUUCACCAGAGAAUUGGCUGAAGAAGGUUACUCUGGUGUCGAAGUCAGAGUUACUCCAACCAAGACCGAAAUUAUCAUCAGAGCUACUAAGGUUCAAGAUGUUGUUGGUGAAAAUGGUAGAAGAAUCAACGAAUUGACCUUGUUGAUUGAAAAGAGAUUCAAGUACAAGCGUGGUACCAUUGCUUUAUACGCUGAAAGAGUCCAUGACCGUGGUUUGUCCGCUGUUGCUCAAGCUGAAUCCAUGAAGUUCAAAUUGUUGAACGGUUUGGCCAUCAGAAGAGCUGCUUACGGUGUUGUCAGAUACGUUAUGGAAUCUGGUGCCAAGGGUUGUGAAGUUGUCAUCUCCGGUAAGUUGAGAGCUGCUAGAGCCAAGUCCAUGAAGUUCGCUGACGGUUUCUUGAUCCACUCCGGUCAACCAGUCAACGACUUCAUUGAAACCGCUACCAGACACGUUUUGUUGAGACAAGGUGUUUUGGGUAUUAAGGUUAAGAUCAUGAAGGACCCAUCUAGAAACACCUCUGGUCCAAAGGCUUUGCCAGAUGCUGUUACCAUCAUCGAACCAAAGGAAGAAGAACCAGUUUUGGAACCUUCUGUCAAGGAUUACAGACCAACUGAACCAGUUGAAGCUGCUGAAUCUGCUUAA
Messenger RNA from Kluyveromyces lactis, 714 nucleotides. It is a transcript of the gene RPS3, whose product is annotated as 40S ribosomal protein uS3. Gene Ontology annotation, molecular function: RNA binding; structural constituent of ribosome. Gene Ontology annotation, cellular component: nucleus; cytosolic small ribosomal subunit. Gene Ontology annotation, biological process: translation. The coding region runs from base 1 to 714 and encodes 237 amino acids. The record is from RefSeq and is a predicted model, not a curated record. Lineage: Eukaryota; Fungi; Ascomycota; Saccharomycetes; Saccharomycetales; Saccharomycetaceae. The transcript has a single exon.